This is a messenger RNA of Leptonychotes weddellii (Weddell seal), 1598 nucleotides long. The record is from RefSeq and is a predicted model, not a curated record. NCBI's taxonomy places the organism in Eukaryota, Metazoa, Chordata, Mammalia, Carnivora, Phocidae.
CUGACCCACCCACCGGCCUACCCCCCGCCUCCUGUGCCUACACCCAGGAAGCCAGCCUUCUCCGACAUGCCCCGUGCUCACUCCUUUGCCUCCAAGGGCCCGAGCCCCCUGUUGCCACCCCCGCCCCCUAAGCGUGGCCUCCCUGACACCAGCCCAGCUCCUGAGGACUCCAAGAGGGACCCACUGGGCCUGAGGCGGCCUGAGCCUGGCCCCAGGGUGCCCAUGGCCCCCCGGAGGAUGAGUGACCCCCCGCUGGGCCACCUGCCAACCACGCCCAGCCUCCGGAAACCCCCUUGCUUACGCGAGAGCGCCAGCCCCAGCCCAGAGCCCUGGGUCCCCGGCCAUGGGCCUGGCUCUGCCUCCAGCCCUGCCAACGUGGCCACUGCUUCCUCCAGGAACUGUGACAAGCUCAAGUCCUUCCAUCUGACCCCCCGGGGGCCACCCACGCCCGAGCCUCCACCCGUGCCUGCCAACAAGCCCAAGUUCUUAAAGAUGGCUGAAGAGGCCCCUACAGGGGAGGCAGCCAGGCCCAGACUCUUCGUGCCCCCGGUGGCCCCCAGGCCUCCUGUCCUGAAACUGCCAAUGCCUGAGGCCGCAGCCAAGCCAGCGGUCCUGCCAAGGACAGAGAAGCCACCCCUCCCCCACCUCCAGAGGUCACCCCCUGAUGGGCAGAGUUUCAGGAGCUUCUCCUUUGAAAAGCCCCGAUGGCCCUCAAAGGCGGACAGCGCUGGUGGGGAGGACUCCGACGAGGAUUAUGAGAAGGUGCCACUGCCCAGCUCUGUGUUUAUCAAUACCACGGAAUCCUGCGAAGUGGAAAGGCUGUUCAAAGCCACAAGCCCCCAGGGAGAGCCCCAGGAUGGACUCUACUGCAUCCGGAACUCCUCCACCAAGUCAGGGAAGGUUCUGGUCGUGUGGGAUACAAGCCCCAACAAAGUGAGGAACUACCGCAUCUUUGAGAAGGACUCUAAAUUCUACCUGGAGGGCGAGGUCCUGUUUGUGAGCGUGGGCAGCCUCGUGGAGUACUACCACACGCACGUGCUGCCCGGCCACCGAAGCCUGCUGCUGCAGCGCCCCUACGGCUACACGAGGCCCAGGUGACACCAGUGACACGUGCUGCUGGGCAGAGACGAGCCACGGGGGCCGUGACCCCAGGCCACGCAGAUGAGACGGGCCUGCGUGGGAGGAGGAGCUGGACUGAGUGCUGUGCUCCCACCCAGGGUCUCCCCAACAGAUACCUUGUAGAAUCCGCCAGGCCAGGCCCCACUCAGCAGGCUGGGUCCCUGGGCCUAGGCCAGGCUCUGCACUCCAGAGGAUUGAGGGGGCUCUCCUGUGACACACAGCUCACCCUGUCCCACCUCCCCGGAGCCCAGGGUCCCAGGACCGAGCCCUGCGUGGGCUUUGUGGACAAGAAUUGUGGUCAUCCCCGCCCGUCCCCAACUCUGCCAGCACACUGACCCUGCACUGUGCUGGGAGCUGGGCAGGACUGGGCAUUCGGGGUUGGGCAGAGGCUGGCCCCGGGACUGCCACCCCCAGGAACUCUUAAGACACAGGCUCCAGUAUGGGCCAUUGAUGUACAAUAAAGCACAGAUGACCUUUCC